Procambarus clarkii (red swamp crayfish) is the source of this 1666-nucleotide messenger RNA. The record is from RefSeq and is a predicted model, not a curated record. NCBI's taxonomy places the organism in Eukaryota, Metazoa, Arthropoda, Malacostraca, Decapoda, Cambaridae.
UCACGAGUGCUUUGGCCUGGAAUAAAAUAGAAGAUGAGAUACAUAGAUGCACUGAGAGUGGGCCCCAGACGGGUUCCUAUGCUGCUGGGCACCAUCACUGGUGGUAUAGAGCAGACCCCAUAUACCAGAAGAUUAUAUCUCCCACCACAAUCCACUCCUUGCUUGCCAGCUCCAGCAUGUCAUCUGCAAAUGGUGAUGUGUCAAAGACUUCCAGCUCUAAAAUAAUAAACAGUGAUCCACGCCUGAAGAGCUGCGAUGUCUACACCCUGGCCCGCAAUAUGAACACACUCCAGGAGAACAAAAUAAGUGCAGAAGAUGUGAAGAAAGUGCUGCCGCUGCUGUACCGCAGUCCACUCUCUACAGAACACAGGAUUGCUAUACUUAAGGAACUCGGGCUGUGUAACCUUAAUGCUCAGCAUUAUCUUCAAUUCUCAAGACUGUAUAAGUGUACUGUUGCAGCAUUGAAGAGUUGCAGACUCCUACCAGAGAACUAUGAACCCCACAAUUCAGUGUUGGCUUCUCUGGGAGUUCCACAAGAACUGAGCGUCACGACAAGACUUCCUCGUGAUAUUAACCAGUGCACACUUGCUGAGUUGCACAUGGAGCUGAGCAAUGUUUUUCUGCGCUGGGAGCUCAACUGUGACCAAGAAAACAUCAGUAGAAUUCGUCAGAUAUACAAGAUCACCAAGAGCAUGACACUGCAGCAGCGUUUGUUGCAUCAGCUUUAUCAUCAAUGGAAUAUCAAUGCAGACAAGGUGUUAAAAAAUGGUUACUUACUCAUGUGCAGCCCUGUCAACAUUGCUCUUAUAGAGAAGGAGGUUGGGCACAUCUCUGGAGCAGAUAUCAAGGCUUUAGUUACAUUAUCACCUCGCAUCCUCUCCAUCCCAUACCAUCAGCUCCUACAACUGGGCCACAUCCUUACCAAUGUCGGAGUCACUCCAGCCUCGCUGAUAUCUGUGCCGCGAAUAUGUUCACUACAUCCAGAUACACUGCAGGAGCGACUUUCAUUACUUCAAAAGGUACCAGAGUUUGCUGCCUUGUCCUAUCAUCCGCGAUUCUUGCAUCUGCUAGUACACUUCAACAAGGCCUCAUCUCGUCUGGACUUCCUACAACAGAUGAAGAAUACAAAUGUUUUUCCUACCCUUAACACAUUGUGUGGCACUAGUAAAAUGUUCCAUAGGUAUGUGGCAGUAGGAGACCACAGAUAUAACAAGCGAGAAGUCAUCAACUGUCUGGCAAAACAAAUGAAUGAAACAUCAAGUACAAUUAGAGAAGCUCUGCACUUCCAGAGCUGGAGCCAGGGGCAGACAACAAUUGUAAGUGUAAGGAAGAACCUUUUAAAGCUAAGAAAAGAAGGCUUCACUAAAGAACAACUGCUAGCAGCGCUAGAUGUUGUAUUAUACCCACCCGAGUUGCUCAGUGACCAGCUUGCUCAGCUGCCACUCAGAGCUCAGGCUCAGCCAUUCACAACCCUCAAAUCAAAGCCACAUGCUUUGCAGCUCCUCUUGUAUUUUAUGAACAAAAACAUGUCAUGUCCACUUUCAUAGUUGGCAAAAAUCUGCACAUCUGGUAAUUUGUGUCAGAUGCAGACUUAUUAAAUUUUGAAUUGAAACAUUGAUAAUGACUGACAUAUGUUGUAAUAGGCAAUAAAAGUAUAGUUAUUAAC